AUGCUUUUUUUUUCCCUUUACUCUUUAUGCCACCAAUCUCUUUUGAAUCUUCUUAAUAAUUUCUGUUGGCUUUAUUUCUGCGGUAUAUGUAUUUUUUGUAGUAUUUUUUUUUUUAGGAGCGUGCAUACACGCAUGGGAAAGACAAAAGGCCACCCUCGCAGAGAUGAAGGGCAGAGGGGCUGGAAAGGUGCACAACGAGGCGGAUUUUGCAGCCGCGAGCCGUGUACAAAUCCCUGUAGCGUGCCGUUGGCGAUGUGGGACUUUGAGCAGUGCGAUCCUGAUGCCUGCUCUGGUCGGCGCCUAUAUCGUCAAAAUGCACUGCGUCUUUUAAAGCUGCGGGAACCCUUUCAUGGGGUUGUUCUUACACCCACAGCCACAGAGUUCAUGAGCCCUGCCGAUGUGGAUAUCGUUGCCCAGUUUGGUGCUGCGGUGGUAGACUGUUCAUGGAAGCAGCUACACGCAGUGCCAUGGCGGCAGAUGAAGAUGGGUGCUCCACGAUUGUUGCCGCUGUUAAUUGCCGCCAAUCCCGUCAAUUACGGUCGGCCAUCAAAGCUGAACUGUGCGGAGGCAUUGGCAGGGGCUCUUGCCAUUGCUGGUCGCAUGGAGGACGCAAGGUGCGUCUUGUCGUAUUUUUCGUGGGGAGAUAGCUUUUUUGAUCUAAAUGCCGAGUUGUUAGAAGGGUAUAGCAAAUGCGCCAACCCCGCAGAGGUGGUGGCCUUUCAGGAAAAGUACGUGGAAACGGAGGCAGUUGAAAGUGCGGCCCGACGGGAGAUAGACCUAAAUAAUAUGGACCUGAUGGAUGCAGUUCCACUAAACGUUAAACGGGGUAAACUAAGGCGUCGAAACAAAUGGAAGAACGAAGAUGGCCGCGAUGAAUUGGAAGAGGAGGAAGAGGAGGAAGAGGAGGAGGAAGAAGAAGAGAAAAAGAAACAAUUGGCGGACCUGGAAACAUCAGAUGAUGCAGAAUAA
Messenger RNA from Trypanosoma cruzi, 969 nucleotides. RefSeq lists its product as uncharacterized. Gene Ontology annotation, molecular function: rRNA small subunit aminocarboxypropyltransferase activity. Gene Ontology annotation, biological process: maturation of SSU-rRNA. Bases 1 to 969 code for a protein of 322 amino acids. The record is from RefSeq and is a predicted model, not a curated record. Lineage: Eukaryota; Euglenozoa; Kinetoplastea; Trypanosomatida; Trypanosomatidae. The transcript has a single exon.